CUUCAAAGCGAGGGCGAAGACGGAAAUGACUUUUCGGUCUAGUGGAUCUCCCGGGAUCUCUUUCCUGUUAGCCUUGGGUGUCCGCGUGAGAAUUGGAUAUUUCCUGAAGCUGGGGCUGGGAGGUGCUAGUCUGCCGCGCCUGAUUCGAGACGUGUCCGGGUUGGGAGACUAGGAUGUCGGACACGUGGAGCUCUAUCCAGGCCCACAAAAAGCAGCUGGACUCGCUGCGGGAGAGGCUGCAGCGGAGGCGGAAGCAGGACUCGGGGCACUUGGAUCUACGGAAUCCAGAGGCUGCACUGUCUCCAACCUUCCGUAGUGAUAGCCCAGUGCCUACUGCACCCACUUCUGGUGGCCCUAAGCCCAGCACAGCUUCAGCAGCUCCUGAACUAGCUACAGACCCCGAAUUAGAGAAGAAGUUGCUACACCACCUCUCUGAUCUGGCCCUAACAUUGCCCACUGAUGCUGUGUCCAUCCGUCUUGCCAUUUCCACGCCAGAUGCCCCUGCCACUCAAGAUGGGGUGGAAAGCCUCCUACAGAAGUUUGCAGCUCAGGAGUUGAUUGAGGUAAAGAGAAGUCUCCUACAAGAUGACGCACAUCCCACUCUUGUAACCUAUGCUGAUCAUUCCAAGCUCUCUGCCAUGAUGGGUGCUGUGGCAGAAAAGAAGGGCCCCGGUGAAGUAGCAGGGACUAUCACAGGGCAGAAGCGGCGUGCAGAACAGGACUCAACCACAGUAGCUGCUUUUGCUAGCUCUUUGGCCUCUGGUCUGGCCUCUUCAGCAUCAGAACCAGUCAAAGAACCAACCAAGAAAUCAAGGAAACAUGCUGCCUCAGAUGUUGAUCUGGAGAUAGAGAGCCUUCUGAACCAACAGUCUACCAAGGAACAGCAGAGCAAGAAGGUCAGUCAGGAGAUCCUAGAACUAUUAAAUACUACAACAGCCAAGGAACAAUCCAUUGUUGAAAAAUUUCGCUCACGAGGUCGGGCCCAAGUGCAAGAAUUCUGUGACUAUGGAACCAAAGAGGAGUGCAUGAAAGCCAGUGAUGCUGAUCGGCCCUGUCGCAAGCUGCACUUCAGACGAAUCAUCAAUAAACAUACUGAUGAAUCAUUAGGUGACUGCUCUUUCCUUAACACAUGUUUCCACAUGGAUACCUGCAAAUAUGUUCACUAUGAAAUUGAUGCUUGCAUGGAUUCUGAGGCUCCUGGGAGCAAAGACCACACACCGAGCCAGGAGCUUGCUCUUACACAGAGUGUUGGAGGUGACUCCAAUGCAGAUCGACUCUUCCCACCUCAGUGGAUCUGUUGUGAUAUCCGCUACCUGGACGUCAGUAUCUUGGGAAAGUUUGCAGUUGUGAUGGCUGACCCACCUUGGGAUAUUCACAUGGAGCUGCCCUAUGGGACCCUGACAGAUGAUGAGAUGCGCAGGCUCAACAUACCAGUACUGCAGGAUGAUGGCUUUCUCUUCCUCUGGGUCACAGGCAGGGCCAUGGAGUUGGGCAGAGAAUGUCUGAACCUCUGGGGUUAUGAACGGGUAGAUGAAAUUAUCUGGGUGAAGACAAAUCAGCUGCAGCGCAUCAUUCGGACAGGACGUACAGGUCACUGGUUGAACCAUGGGAAGGAGCACUGCUUGGUUGGUGUCAAAGGAAAUCCCCAAGGCUUCAACCAGGGUCUGGAUUGUGAUGUGAUCGUAGCUGAGGUUCGUUCCACUAGUCAUAAACCAGAUGAAAUCUAUGGCAUGAUUGAGAGACUAUCCCCUGGCACUCGCAAGAUUGAGUUAUUUGGACGACCUCACAAUGUGCAACCCAACUGGAUCACCCUUGGAAACCAACUGGAUGGGAUCCACCUACUAGACCCAGAUGUGGUUGCCCGGUUCAAGCAAAGGUAUCCAGAUGGUAUCAUCUCUAAACCCAAGAAUCUAUAGAAGCACUUCAUCACAGAGCUAAGCAUCCAGAGCCAUGGCUUUGCAGGCUGCACCUGAAAAGUAAUAUUUGUACAAUAGCUUUUUUCCUUAUUUAAAUAAAAGUUUGUAUUGUA
Molecule: messenger RNA, 2029 nt
Organism: Equus quagga
Lineage: Eukaryota; Metazoa; Chordata; Mammalia; Perissodactyla; Equidae
Gene: METTL3
Product: methyltransferase 3, N6-adenosine-methyltransferase complex catalytic subunit
Exons: 11
Coding region: 174-1916 (580 amino acids)
Cellular component (GO): nucleus; RNA N6-methyladenosine methyltransferase complex
Molecular function (GO): mRNA m(6)A methyltransferase activity; mRNA (2'-O-methyladenosine-N6-)-methyltransferase activity
Source: RefSeq, a predicted model, not a curated record